Molecule: messenger RNA, 13230 nt
Organism: Callorhinchus milii (elephant shark)
Lineage: Eukaryota; Metazoa; Chordata; Chondrichthyes; Chimaeriformes; Callorhinchidae
Gene: sacs2
Product: sacsin
Exons: 8
Coding region: 103-13158 (4351 amino acids)
Source: RefSeq, a predicted model, not a curated record
UAUUUCCAUCCAUCGUCGCUGCCUCCGGGGGUCCCGGACGAUGAUGGAUAUUAUUGUGAAACGUUGAGAUUCUGAUGAUUAUUUUGCCUCCACAGGCGAUGGAUGCUCGAAAAGAUGUUGCCGAGAAAAAGGUAUACGGCAGCAUCUUUUGUGAUGACAUCUUUGUUGCACCAUGAAAACAGAGCCGGCGGGAGCUAUAACAGCGCAAACAAGAAAGCCAGGAAGAAAUUUGGUGCCACAGCCCCCCCCUAUAUAGACUAUCUGAAACAGAUCUUACGUCGCUACCCAGAUGGUAGUCAAAUCCUGAAGGAGUUGAUUCAAAAUGCAGAUGAUGCUGAGGCCAAAGAAGUGGUGUUCCUGUUCGACGAAAGGUCUUACGGGACAUCGAGCCUAUUCCUGAAGGACCUGAAAUCAUUCCAAGGGCCCGCUCUGCUGGUGUACAACGAUUCGGUGUUCUCGGAGGAAGAUUGGCAAGGAAUCCAAAACACCGGCACCAGCACCAAACGAAACGACCCCAACAAAGUGGGUCAGUUUGGCCUGGGGUUCAAUACCAUCUAUCAUGUCACAGAUUUGCCGACCAUCUUCAGUGGGAAAUAUGUUGGCUUCCUGGACCCGCAAGAGAUGCUGUUUGGCGAGGAGGAGGGAGGGUAUAUAUGGUCACUCGAUGACGCUGAGGACAGAAAAACCCUGGAACACUCCAAAGAUCAGAUGAGGCCAUUCAAAUAUGCCAUGGAGACAACCGGCACCAUCUCCUGGUCCAACGCACUGAAGGAGCACUACUUUAAGGGGACGCUGUUCAGAUUCCCGUUGCGGAGCGAACCCUCGGACAUCUCGGAAAACCUCUACGAUAAGGACAAGAUCUUCGAUCUGUUCGACUCGUUCCAGGCCGACGCGGAGACCACCCUCCUCUUCCUCAGGAACGUCACAUCCAUCUCCGUGAAGCAUGUUGACAUGGAUGGCAACGUCAAGGCGCUUCUCAGGGUCAUAGCCUCCCAGCCGGAGUACAUCCCGUGCUUCAACCACAACCUGAACGUGGAAAACCAGGAAUUCUUUUCCAGCGUGAAAACCUCGACCUGCGUGAGAGCCAUUUCCCAGCAAGCCUCCGAGGACGAGAGCCAGAACCAUUGGCUGAUCACUAGCUGCACGGCCAACGCGGGGGAAUGGGCAAGUCUGGACGAGCUGGCCGAGAAGUUGAGUUACAUCCCGUACGUCGGCCUGGCAUUCCCGCUGAGCCAAGCCGAAACGCUGGAAGCCGGCGGGAAGCUGGAGUUCGAGGGGCGCCUUUGCUGCUUCCUGCCUCUCCCGGACAACGAGAGCAACAAGACGAGAUUGCCUGUCCACGUCAACGCCUUCUUCGGCCUCUCGGACAACCGGAGGCACAUCAAGUGGGUGGAGACCGACCAGAGGUAUGACGAGGUGGCCAAGUGGAACGAACUCCUGAUGCAGAAAAUCCUGCCUUUUGCCUACUGUCGGAUUAUCCUGGACGGGAUCACUCUGGCACAGACAUCGGCCCUGAGACCCGCCUCGGUUUACUAUCUGUGGCCAGAUUACGAGAGGAUGAACCACAAGGAACGUUGGAUCCACAUCAUCUCCAAGACCAUCAAGCGAUUGCUGGAGUUCAACGUCCUGUUCCUGGCAGCCAGCGAGGAGAAGUGGAUCAGGGCCGACAAGGCCAUCUUCUUACACUGCAACGACCAACCUGAGAUGCAGCAGGCAAUUGAGGCCGUGUUGAUCGAGGAAGCACAUCCUCUGGUGAGGGUGCCAAGCCACGUGUUCAAGGCGAUAGAGCUGGCCUGCGCGAACGAUGGCUUAAACAUGGUGUCUCCCGCGUCCCUGAGGAACAUCCUCCAACACUGCGACUUGGACACCAUCCCCUACGAUCAGAAGCUGUUGUUUCUGGAGUUCGCUCUCCGCGAUGGACAAUACCGGGAGCUCAACAACCUCCAGCUCCUGCCGCUCAGCAAUGGGUCCUUUGUCAAGUUUCAGAUCAGCACAUCUGAUGAGCCGGUGUUCACCGAGUCAGAAGCCUUUCCCCGAAUUUUACUUCCCAACCUUGAAAGAUUUUUGCCCGAAGAUCUGAAUGCAACAACCCUGGACCAUCUACACAAGGUUGCCAACAACCAUAUAUUUGCAAACGUCACCUGCCUGGAUGUGGAGCUCGUGAAGCAGUACGUUAGGAAAGUUCUCCCAGAGAACUGGACGCAGAACUCCGGGCGGGUGACGUGGGAUCUUAAGGACUCUCACCAACCUCCGCUGAACUGGAUGGUCGAAUUCUGGGGCUUUCUCUAUAAGAACUGCAGCAGUCUGGAAGACUUCGAAGGGUUGCCCCUCAUCCCAUUAAGUCCUCUCACGCAAUCCCAAAGCAGCAUCCAAUUGGCAAGCUUGUCCAAAAAGGCCACCAUGAUUUUUGAAGGGCAGAACGGAUGCCAAUUGCCCGACGUGAUCAUUAAGAUCAUUACCGGAGUUGGAGGUUCCGUCAUUCAGAGCAGCAGCAGUGACGAUUAUCUAAAGCAUCAACAAUUGACCGAGUACGUUUUGCUACCCAACCCCAGCGGGGUCUUAAAGGUGUUUUUGAACCUCGGAUGCGAUCAAGUGGCAAAGGAGGUGGGCACGAUGGCACUCGAAGACAGAAGGUCGUUGAGGGGUUUCCUGGCUGAAGCUUCUGGCUUUGACGUGGACGAGAAAAACGUCUUGUUUAAGUUGCCCAUCUUCCAACCCAUGCCCUCGCUGAAGUCGGCCAACAAAGGGCUGGUCGCUGCGGCUAGUCACGAAGCCGUGAGCAACGACAUUUUCCCCGAGAUCCCCGAUGACGUCCUCUUGCCAGAGACCGUGCUGAGGUGCGUCGACGAGAAAGACCGGAAGCUUCUCCUGAUGAGAGGCAAGUUACUGACUGCGGCGGAUGUGGGGUUGCUCCUGUGUAAGGGGGUGGAAAGCCAGCGCUAUGAGCCCGAGCAGACUGAGAGAGCCAUGCUGUGGGUACUGAGAUACAGUGAGGUCCUGUUCAAGCAGAAACCAGAGUUGCUUCACAGAUGCAAAGCCUUGAAGUUCUUGACCUCCAAGGACAAAAUGGUGCAAGCUUCCGCCUUGUUCGAUCCGAACAACUCAGCCUUCCAGGACCUCUUCCAGCCGGAAUUCCAGCACCUCUUCCCGUCUCCUGUUUUCUGCCAGGAUGAGAAAGUACUGCAGACCCUCCAGAGACUCGGACUCAAGUGCAAGGAGGAGAAUAUUGGACCGGAUGAUGUCCUGAAGGUGGCCAAGUUGAUAGACAGGCAGCAGAGCCAGCCCGGCGACCUCAGCGAUACGUGUAGAAGAGCCGAGGCCCUGAUCGCUAUCUGCAACCAGACCAGUGUCCUGGCCAACUGUACCUCCCAGAUUAUUGAGCAGUUAUGUUCCUUGCAGUGGGUUCCGAGCUUUUCCAAACUCUCGCCAGAACCCGUUGAGGCGAAUAUAGACUUUCACAAACCUGAAAACUUACGGGACUCAAAGUACAACAACAUUGUCGGCUCUGGCAUGUUACUGACCGACAGGUUUAUAGAAAAGGCUAGUAAGAUCUUGGGUCUGACCAGCCUCCCACCAGCUGAGAAGGUGGUGGAGAAUCUUCUGCUCAUCGUCCAACAGGUGGACACCGUCAAUUAUUCCAACUAUAAUUUCAUGGGGGAUUUGCACACAAUCUAUGGGCACAUGCAGAGGAACCUGAGCCAAUUCAAGGGGCUGCUGAUGGGUGUGGAGAUGCCUUGGGUUUGGGACGGGGCUGGUUUCUCAAGGCCUCAGAGUAUUGUGUUCUCCUAUCCCGAAGGGUUGGAUCUCAGCUGCUACAUGAAGAAAGUUCCUCAGGAGAUCUCACAGUACAGAGAGUUGCUGACUGAGUGUGGGGUCAAAACAGGUUACCCCAGCGAGGAGAUCAUCCUAAUCCUCCACCACGUAAAGAGCAGCCUCGACAAGCUGAACUCCGGCUACGGCAGCUCGAACGAACUGAAGGCGAUCAUUUCUAUCCUCGAUUGGAUGCGCAGGAAAAACAUCGCUCCCAGUGAUGAUCUUCCGGUCCCCGUGUGGAAAGGCAAUCAAGGCGGGUUCUGCUUACAGCCGUUGUCCAACGCUGUCCUGUGCGACAUGAACAAGGAGGCUCUGGACGACGUGAACAGGGAUGGAGAAACUUUCUACGUUGUCCAUGAGGAAAUCAGCCUGGCCACCAUCGAGUGGCUGAACGUUCCUGCUUUGAGUACCCGGGUGCUGAACCCGGAGUUGUUUGGGAUCGAGCAGUACGGACAAGUGGAGCCCUUGAUCCUGAGGAUCAGGAACAUCCUCAAAGAGUACGAUCAGGAGCACGACCUCUUCAAGGAGCUGAUACAGAAUGCAGAAGACGCUGGGGCCACGGUCUGUAGUUUCCUGGUGGACAUGAGACAAAGCAAGGACUCACCUGAAACCCUGAUAGACCCUGGGAUGGCCUCCUGUCAUGGCCCAGCCCUGUGGUCCUACAACAACGAAUGUUUCACCGAAGCGGAUUUUCAGAACAUAACGCGAGUCGGGACGGGAGCCAAGGCCAAACAAGUGGAAAAAAUUGGUAAAUUUGGGCUGGGAUUCAACUCUGUGUAUCAUAUCACCGACGUCCCCUCUAUCCUGAGCGGCAAAUACCUGCUUAUUUUUGAUCCCAAUGUUACUCACCUCAAGAAGCACAUCCUGUCUGCCACCAACCCCGGAAUUAAACUCAAUCUCUACGAACACAGGCGGUUAAUUCAGAGGUUCCAUGGGCAGUUCAACCCCUACAACGGGAUAUUUGGCUGUAAUUUUAAGAUCGCUGCCGGGGAAAAUUUCUACUAUGAGGGGACACUCAUUAAGCUACCGUUCAGGACACCAGAGGAGGCCACAGUGUCUGAGAUCUGCAACAAGUAUUACAACCAGAAGCACAUCAUGUCCUUGGUGGACAGCUUCAGACAAACCUCGAAAGACCUUAUCGUCUUCUUGAAGAACGUGAAGAAGGUCUCGCUCAAGUUCAUUAGCGAGCAUUCAGUCCACGAAAACCAGGUCAUCCCCGUCUUCAAAAUGGAGAGGCAGGUUCUGUGUAUCAUCGAGGUCGCGGACACCUUCCCCAUCAAGAAGAUGCAGGAGAACGCCGUGAGCAUACUGGAGAGCACCAACAAGUUCAACAGGAAGAUUAAGAACUUCAGCACCUCGACCAUCAUCCAGUUCACCGAGGAGACCAUCGACAACCCAAGCCAAAUGAAAUACUGGCUGGUCCAUUCGUGUUUCGGCAUGUCCAAGGCCUUGCAAAUCGCCUGCAGUAAAACCGUCAACACCUACUACGCCCUGCCUCUGGGUAGUGUCGCUGUCCCUCUCAGAAAGCGGAAGGAGACCGGACAUUGGAUGCCAGACACAGAAUCCCCCGUGGGACAAGUCUUCUGCUUCCUCCCGCUGUCUGUCCAGUGCGGUCUCCCUGUCCACGUCAAUGGGACCUUUGCCGUCACCUCGAACAGGAAGAACCUGUGGAGCACCGGCUCGAAGGGAGAUUGGAACCAGGCGCUUUUAGAGGACGCUGUUUCUGCGGCCUACAUCACGUGCGUGGUCCUGAUGCAACAGAUGGCACAGAAGGGGGAGAUCGAAAACUACGACUAUUACACCUACUGGCCCAACCUCAAGAAGGUGGACAAUCAGUUCCGCGUGGUCCUGGAGAAGUUCUACAAAACAGUAGCUCACGGCAUAAGCGGGGUCUCGAUCAAAGCCUUCAGCAACGGCAAGGAGUGGGGCACCAUCAGCGAAAGCCGUUUCCUGGACUCAGUGGUCCUCACUAACAGGAGAGUGGGCGCGGCUGCGGUGAGAGAGUUUGCCAGGUAUCUGCCCAAACCCCUCCUGGCCGUCCAUCUCCCAGACUGGGUCAGGAAGGGCUUUGUGGCCAGCGGCUGUGACAGCGUCAUUGACCAAAACACUUACACCUGGGAGUCGUUUUACAGGGAGAUCGUGUUUCACAACUUGGGCGUCUUGAACCACAAGACCAGGAAUGAUUUUGUGGUCCACGCCAUUGACAUGAGGGAUCUGGCCAUCGACGAGAUGCUGAGGACAACGGCUUGUGUUCCCAUCAGCGGCCGAUCGGAACUCCAGCGUAUCGAGAACCUGGUGCACCCAGAGGGUAAAGUGGCCUGUCUUUACGACCAGGAGGAUGGGAGGUUCCCUGUAGGAACACUGCAGGAUUUCCUGCAUCCCGAAAGGCUGUUGAGGUUGGAAAUGCUAGGAAUGACCAAAGACAAGAUCUCCUUUUUGGAGUUAAUCCACAGAGCGUGGACGGUCAAGGAGAUAUGGAGUCACGACAGGAACAAAGCUUAUCAACGGACACGCAAUAUUUUGGAUCUACUUAAAGACCAAGAACAGUACAACAGUGACAACCAACAAAAGUUACAGAACAUCCCAUUGCUGCCCGCUAUGCUCCCACACAGUCAAGUCAAAAAAGGCCCUGGAGAUAAUAUCGUGUUGGUGAGAGCUGUGGACUUGUACAGCUGUAAAUACCAAGCUCUGGUCAAUAUGACAGAGAUGAUAUUGGACCGCGAUUUGUGCAAAGGCAUGAAAUUGUCCCCAGAAGCCAUCUCCUUCCUGGGGCUGAACAAGCAACCUCCCGUGGAGACUGUGUUAGAGCAACUCAAACAAACCUACAAGUGUAAUAAUCUGGCCGUAAGCGACGUGAAGAGGAUAACGAAGGAAUGUUACAGCUAUCUCUGCAAACAACUGAAGGCAGAUCCUGAUUCCAAGGACAAGAUCUGUCCCUCUGCUCAGGAAUUCCCUUUCAUGUUCGUCAACGGGGAAUUUGUGUCCGUCAAGCUGGUGGCCCGGAAGGUGUCCUUUGAUAUCGGGCCUUACCUCUAUGAGGUUCCCAAAGAGUACAUGGAGUGCGAGGAGCUGUGGAAGUGCCUGGAGAUUAAGGAACGUUUCAGGUUGCAAGACUAUGUCUCCGUCCUCAAGAGGAUGUCGGAAAAGUACGGUAGCUCGAGGUUGUCGGAGAGUGACCUGGCUGUGUGUCUGAGGAUCGUGACCACCGGUUUUAUUGAGGCGUCAGAGGAAGAAGGGAUGGAGUCCUUGGAGGUGCAAAAUGUCCUGCUUCCUGACCAGAACCUGAUCCUGCGCUCUGCCGAAACACUGCAAUACAAUGACACCCCUUGGCUGAUCCUGGGAGAUGAUGUCAACCUUUGCCACCAGCUGAUAGCCAGAGAUACCGCUGUGCGUUUCAACGUGCAGACCACCAAACACAGAGCCUUGAAGAACCUCCAAGUCAGUGACUUGUCUCUUUGGGCCCAGGAGUUUGGUCAGCAGGAGAAAUUGACCGUGAGGCUGAAGAACAUCAUCAAGGCCUAUCCCUCCAAGAAAGACAUCCUGAAGGAGUUGAUCCAGAACGCCGAUGAUGCGGAGGCCUCGGAAAUCCACUUCAUUUGGGACCCCAGGAAGCACGGCCACACCAAGACCUUUGGAGAGGAGUGGAAUGCACUCCAGGGACCCGCGCUGUGUGUCUACAACAACAAGAAGUUCACGGACAAGGACAUCGAAGGCAUUCAGCAACUCGGGGAGGGGGGCAAGCGUAACAAUCCCGAGAAGACGGGUAAAUACGGCCUUGGGUUCAACUCUGUCUACCACCUGACGGACUGCCCCUCUUUCAUAUCCGGGGACGGAAUGCUGUGCAUCUUUGACCCUCAGUUGGCUGUGCUUUCCACAGCCAAGCCCCACUCCCCCGGGGGCAUGUUUGUGGUCAACCAGAAGUUCAAGAAGACUUUUGAAGACGUUUACACUACCUUCCUCCCGUCUUUCUUCAACCUGGAGCAGGGCACUAUGUUCCGCUUGCCUCUCCGGACCGCUGAGAUGGCGGAGAAAUCGGACAUCUCCAAGCAGGCGGUCACCAAGGAGGUCAUCUUGGAACUGCUGGAGGUGCUGAAGGAGAACUCCGACAGCCUCCUGCUGUUUCUCAACAACAUCAAGAAGAUCAGCUUCCACAAGAUGGACAAGAAGGCCAGCGAGAUGCAGGAGAUCUUCACGGCCGAAGUCAAGAUGUCCACAGAGAGCACCAGGGAGCAGGAACAUCUGAAACAGUACAUCAGGAAGUUUACCAGCUCAGCCACACUGGUGACCAGGAUCGAGCCAUACCAGGUCAUCUACGAGAUGGAGAUACGUUCCUCUUGCAAACACAGAACCAAGUGGAUCUUGGCCAACAAGGUGGGCGUCCCCGACGCAGAGGUCAAUGAGUCCGUCCAGGACCUUUGCUGCAACUUGGGUCAAGUGUUACUGCCCCGGAGUUCCGUCGCUGCUUGUGUUAACUGUGACAGCUUUCAGGGGAAGGCCUUCUGUUCCCUGCCCUUGCCCAUAGAGACCGGCCUUCCCGUCCACGUCAACGGGAACUUCGCCGUGGACUUUGCCAGGAGGGACCUGUGGAAACAGGACGGGCAGAGCGGUAAAAUGAAAUGGAAUAACUUCCUGAAGCUCUACCUGAUCGCGCCGUUGUACGCAGAUUUAUUGGACUACAUCCGCAUCACUCUAUCAGGCGGGAGAGCGAGCGUCCUGAAGUUUAACAGUAUGGAGUUGUGCAGGAAUAACAUUGAACCUCAUUACCUCUGGUUCUUCCCUCACGUGUCUGAGUCUGUCCCACAGGAAUGGCAAAUCAUGAUCAACCAGGUGUACAAGUGCAUGUACCAGCGAAAUAUCUGCCUCAUACCUAUCGUCAGGCACGAGAGCAUCCAGUUUCACCACCUGGGGGAGAAGAAGAUCAUUAACAUUACCUGGUCCAGUCUGACCAAAGAGAAACGGGAUGAGGUGCCUCACUUUGUCACUGCCCACGUGCACAGCAAACUGGUUGAAAUCCUAGAAGACAUUGGGAUGAAUCUGGUCCUCCAGUCUGAAUACAUGACCAAAGUCUUCAAAGGUUUGGAAAGAGCGGGGAUGGAUUCGUUGAUUUUGAACCCGGGUUCAGUUAGAAAGUUCCUCCAGAUCCACCCGCUGAACAACCCGGAUCUAACUAAGAGCGGCAUCCCUCUACUCCUCGGUCAAUCCUUGAUCAAAGACGGGACCAGGUGCGUGGCUCUCUUAGACUACUGCGUCUCAGACGUCAAGGAAGGGAAUUACAGCUGUAUAAACCACUUACCUCUCUUAGUCACCCAAGACAACAUGCUGAGAAAAUUCCAGCGUGCCUCUCCCAAAUUUAUCUCUAAAUUCCAGGAGUUAUUUCCCGAAUCCCAAGUCUGCUUCGCCAACUACGACGUCAACAAGAAGUACAAGGACCUUCUGAUGGCUGCUGGCUUUCUGGAAGACUUCACCGUUUUCCGGGCCGAGCAGUUCAUCCGAGACAGACUUGGGUACCGCUUCCAGAUCAACUCCACCGACCCCCAUCUCUGGCUGAACUGGACCGAAAACGAGGUGUUCUUUGACUGGCUGAAGAAACUGUGGAAAUACUUCGAGAGCCAGUUGAGGUGCAACGAAGACGAGAGCGAGAACACCUUUGAGAAGCUGAAGUCCUUAUUUUCGGACCUUGCUAUCUUACCCGUGCUGUGCCCAAGCCACAAUAAUCAACGGCUGCUCGCCCCUCUGGGCUCGUUGAACAGUGUCAUCUGUGAAAUGGCCCAAAACAGUCUCGCCCAGAUUCUGCUCAAACUCGGGUUCGCUAAGAUCUCCUCUGAUUACUUUUCCUUCAAGGUGAUGUUUAACUGCAUCCGACCCAAUUCUCUAAGGACAGACGACAAAACCGCCAUUCUGGAGCAACUGUGCAUACGACAUUUAAGCUGGCACAACUUAAGCGAGUGGGAGAUCGAAACCAUUCUCAGGUUUCUCCAUUCGGGAAUGAAGAGCAGCGAGGAAAAGCAGAAAUAUCAGGAGCAGCUGAAAUCGCUCCCUCUCUUCGAAACCAUGAAAGGGGAUUUCGAAAGCAUCGAGAAAUAUGUCGUCGUCUACAUCCUCACCACCCAAUUCAGCGAAAUCUUCCCCAAUCUGUACGAACUCGACCAUUCGAGUAUCUUUCUGAAGAAGACCAGGAUCAACACGGAAAUGUCUGAAGAUAUAGGGAUUCGGGUGAUCGAUGAUCUGGAGUUUUUCAUGGACUAUAUACUCCCAAAUGUUGAUAAAAUAGCGGAUGAUCAGACGUCAGAUGUCUUACGCCUGUUGUACAACAUAAUCUGCUAUUAUUACCCCUUGUAUGAACUCAAGAAAGAGCAAAUUGUGCUCAGUCUCAAACACAUAAAGUUGAUUGAAGACAAGAGUGGGGUCUUCCAACAGGUAGACUACUUCUACGAAGAUAGUGAGCCCCUCUUCAAGAUAAUGAUUCCCAGAGAAAAAUUUGUGCCCCCGACCUUCUUCAAGGAAAUGGGAUGUGCCGUGGACGAUUCCUACCUGAACAAGUUGCUCAAAGACUUGGGCAUCAAGUGCUCUGUCUCGCCUGACGAUUUCAUUGCUUUUGCCGCUCAAGUCUCCUAUGAGGCCAAACGUUCUACUCCCUUGAAGGAACUCAUCGAGAAAAGCGACGUUUUGAUCUCGUACCUGUGCAACCUGGACGAGGACACCUUGGAGAAACGUUUCUAUGACAAACUGGCCAACAUAAACUUCAUCUACCCCCAUAAGGUCCGGGAUAACUUGCGCGCUUUGCAUGCUCCUUACGCCGAAGGCAGGAACUUUUUGACCUUGAAAAAUUCGCUGGUCAAACAAUGCGAGGAGGACGAGGAGUUGGUGUGGACCUCCAUGCCCAUCCUCCCAUCCAAAUUCAGCCAAACCAAGAACAAGCUGAGUCUAAUGAAGGCCGCUGGAGCCAUCUGCGUUCCUCCGGAGGAUUUAGUUGUCUCCAACCUGAGGAAAAUCUGCCUUGUCCCUUGCAAAACCCCCAGUGCCUCGAAAACCAGGACGAAAGUGCUUCAGAUCACCUAUGGCUUUCUGCAGAGUCGAGCCUUUGACGUGCAGGCGCUGGCAGAUCUUCCCAUCGUCUUGGUGGAGGAUGACACCAAGUUGGUGAGAUACAACCAGGUGGUCUUCUCCUUGCAGAAUUACAACGAGUUCCGGCCGUACCUGUACAGGCUGCCCCCCCUGCUGGCUCCUUACAGGGAGUUCUUCCAGAAGUUGGGAGUUGCCUUGGAGCCAUCGUCCUCACACCUGGCCCAGGUCCUCCGAGCCCUUUAUGAGGAUUGUAAGAAAAUGAACAGUUUGAACCCGAACCAGAUGACGACUGUGAAACGCACUCUGCACCAUCUGUUCUCUCUCCUGGAGUCCAAAGCUGAAGAGAGGUUGCUCGAGAAACUCAGCCCCUUGUAUCUCCCAGCCAGCGACGCUGGCCUGUACGCCUCUGACAGCCUGUGUUUCAAUGACAGGAUCACGACCGACUCCCGAAGAGACGUCGGCGUUCUGAAAGGAAAGUUCACUUUCCUGGUGGAUCUGGGCGAAUGUCACCUCAGCUCCGAUCCCUACAAGCAAAUCAACCUCCUACACUUCCUCCCAGAGGAAAUUCGACCCAAGAUGCUCUCGCAGGUCACGGAGGAACUCCUGAACGAAUCGGUCCUGCAGAUAUGCCCCUAUGGAAACAGCUGCGAGUUCCAGGCUGAGUUUUACAACCUCCUGGUGUCCCCUUAUUUCAUCAACGGUUUAGUCAGCUUAAUCAGAAGUCAGUAUAGCGGGAACUUGACUGAGGGGGAGGUGGUGCACAAGUGUGAAAAGAUCUUCACCAAAAUUCAAGUGAUCUGCUGUCAGAAGUUGGAGACAAUCCUCUGCUCAGGGUCAAAGCAGUUGAGGAACACAAGCAUUGAGAAGCAAGUUUACACCAAGGUGAGUGACACAGGUAACUGUAUGGUCUUCCUGGAGCACAAAGACAACAUGCAGUUCAGCAUGAGAACAGUCAUCAUCCACUCAAUGGCCACGGAAAUCAACCUCCUCCUGAACAACGCCUUGAGCAAAGAUUCCUUGCUGUUCCUCGUCCUGAUGCUGAGCUGUGAAGAUCCACAGGACAUCAAGAAGAUUCUGGAAGACAAGGGGAUUCACACGACCAACCUAAAGCCACAAAGCCCCCUGGACUUACCCAAUCCAGGUGACCCCAUUCCUGAAGAGCUCAUCCACACCUUGGAGAUGGACAUCAUGCACAACUUCAAAGUGGGAGAAUACGUAGGCUACAAGGACACCACCUCUAAUGACUAUGUCUACGCCAUUUUCGUGGAGAGAUUAAGCGCAGAACUGUAUAUCAAGGAUACAAAGAUGCAGAGCUAUAAAAUAAAGAUAGGAUCAGACUCCUACAUUAUUGUCAACAACCUGGACCUCUAUAAGUUCAGCCAACAAAAGAUAUCCGUGGGCGUGUGCGAGGACCUUGUAUUGGUGGAUAAACCACAGAACACGCAACAAGCCACCAGCCAGAAGUACGAAUCCUUCGACAACAUAAAGAGGGAGAUUCACGAAUACCUGAGGGAGAUCAGACACCUUCCCAAGGACGAGAGGCAGAAGGCAAUCCGCAGACUCUACCUCAAGUGGCACCCGGACAAGAACCCAAGCAACACAGAGGUAACUACCAAACUGUGCCACUACAUCCAAGAGAAGGUGAAGGAGCUGGAGAUCGUCAGGGCGGAGAACGAAGGGAGUUCCUCUAACCACAAGGGUUCCUUUUCCAGCAACGGGGAAGAUUUCUCCUCGUUCUUCAACCAGUGGAACAGCGAGGCCUCGAGACACAAGCGUGGCAGGACGCAGUACAAGAAGAGUUACUCGGCCAACGACUUUCGUUUCUGGUCCUUCUCCAAAAGGCCGCGUUCCAACCCCGAGGAGGCUGAGCGUUGGUUCAGACAAGCCAAGUGCGACCUCAUCGCAGCCUCCAACGACCUGGGCUGCACCGACCUGGGCUGUACGGCCACCGAAUGGUUCUAUUUCAAGGUCCACCAGGCGGUAGAGAAAGCCCUGAUUGCCGCGGAGUACAUGAAAUCGGGCAAGUCAGGCUGUGACCACAGCAUUAAGUCCCUGGCCACCCAAGUGUCUGGGUUCAGCACUAAGCUGGCAGACCUGGAGAACCUGGUCAACAAGCUGAAGGAACGUGGUGUGGACAGUAAGAAGACCCAGUAUCCGAGCUACCACACCCAGCCACACGUCCCAAACGAUCAGUUCAAGGCGGGUAACGAAGAAGAGGUCCUUAACUUAGCGCAAAUGGUGUUGGGUAAAAUCGAGGAGUACAUCUCCAAUAAAUCGUAGUGCCCUCCGUGUUGACGUUAAUCAAUCCUGUUUACGGUGAAAAUUAAAGCUGAUACGACCUUUUAGCCUCCA